Menidia menidia (Atlantic silverside) is the source of this 7890-nucleotide messenger RNA. NCBI's taxonomy places the organism in Eukaryota, Metazoa, Chordata, Actinopteri, Atheriniformes, Atherinopsidae. The record is from the annotation of a GenBank genome assembly.
AGGGUUUGUAAAUCCCACUGAAGGCGGCAGACUGACAUGCUAUGACGCUGUCCAACAAUGUUUUGGUUCCUGGCGGUGACGUAAUACACAAAAACAUGGUUCCCCUUGUUUUGAACCCGUAAAGCGUGCUAAGUGCUUCUUUAACUUUACCAAGCACGAGGAUGCUUUUCGCAGACUGAGCGACUGGAAAACCAUCUUGAGAGACGAUGGCUCAGUCAACGGAAACGUGUGCUGACUCCGGACGGAGGCUGCGCUCCAUCUGCCGGAGGAUGUACGACGAAAACGAGGACCUGUCCGACGUGGAGGAAAUCGCAAAUAUCAGAGGGUUCAGCGUGGAGGAAAAGCUCGCCAGCGACAGCUACAGCGCGGACUUCGUCCGGACGAUGGAGGGCAAAGAUUUCACUUAUGAAUAUGUGCAAAAGGAGGCCCUCAGGAUCCCACUGAUUUUUAAAGAAAAAGCUCAACUAGGAAUCAGAAUGCCUGAUCCAGAGUUUACAGUCAGUGAAAUUAAAGGAUUAGUUGGAAGUCGGCGCCCUGUGGAUGUUAUGGACGUAAGCACUCAGAAAGGCUCUGAAAUGAGCAUGGCUCAGUUUGUCCGCUAUUAUGAAACACCAGAGGAAGAACGCGACAAGCUCUUCAAUGUCAUCAGUUUAGAAUUUAGCCACACUAAGUUGGAGAACCUCAUCAAACGGCCAACAGUGGUAGACCAAGUAGACUGGGUGGACAACAUGUGGCCUCCUGAUUUGAAACAAAGCCAAACGGAGGCCACAAAUGUUAUCUCAGAUAUGAAGUACCCUAAAGUGCAAAGGUAUUGUUUGAUGAGUGUGAAGGGCUGCUACACAGACUUCCACAUUGACUUUGGAGGAACUUCAGUUUGGUAUCAUGUAUUCAAAGGACAGAAAGUUUUCUGGCUGGUGCCCCCCACCCACCAUAACCUGGCCCUGUAUGAAGAGUGGGUUUUAUCUGGCAAACAGAGUGAUAUCUUCCUUGGGGACCGAGCUGAUGGAUGCCAGAGAGUGGAGCUGAAACAAGGAUACACCUUCUUCAUCCCAUCUGGUUGGAUUCAUGCUGUUUACACCCCUGUGGACACACUGGUGUUUGGAGGCAACAUCCUGCACAGCUUUAACAUUCCAAUGCAGCUAAGCAUCCAUGAGAUAGAGAACAGGACUAAGGUUCAUUCCAAAUUCCGCUUCCCCUUUUACUAUGAGAUAUGCUGGUAUGUUCUUGAGAGAUACCUUCACUGUCUGACCAAACGGUCCUACCUUACUCAGGAGAUCCGCAGGGAGUGUGUAGAUUACGAAUCAAAGGCAAAGACAGAGAGCCCCUCCUCUGACUCCAGAAGCCAGGACAUUAAUGAGGACUCGUGUGGGACUCAAAUCAGAGAUUACCAGGGAGAACAUACUGAGAGAGUCACUGAGGAGAGCCCCAACUCACCAGACAAUAUGAAGGGCCCAUUUCUCAAGGCUGCUUUAUCUGUUGACUCUGAGGACAGCUGCAAUCCCUGCUCCACCACCCUGGACUUCCCUAAAACCCCCUCUGACUCUCCAGCUUCAGAGUCUCCUGGCAAAUGGACUCAUUUAACAGAAUUUGAGCUGGUCGGACUCAGGACACUGGUGGAGAAGCUGGAGUCACUUCCGGAAAACAAGAAAUGUGUCCCGAUGCAAAUUGAGAACCCCAAAGCUCUGCUGGAGGACAUGAAGGCGGUCUUAAAGGAACAUGCUGACGAUGACGCUAAAUUAGCAAUCACAGGGGUUCCUGUUGUCUGCUGGCCAAAGAAAACCACAAAGCCCCGUCCUCCCAACCGGCCGAAACCUAAGAUGGCUGCAUCUCCUGCAUCAGCAGUCAAGCUGUCAGCCAGUCGGGGAACAUCUGGUGCCAGGAGGAGGAGGACGCGCUGUCGAAAGUGUGAGGCAUGUCUGCGAACGGAGUGCGGAGAGUGCCACUUCUGUAAAGACAUGAAAAAGUUUGGUGGGCCAGGGCGAAUGAAGCAGUCAUGCAUCAUGAGGCAGUGCAUAGCUCCUGUUCUGCCUCACACAGCAGUGUGUCUUGUCUGUGGUGAGGCUGGAAAGGAGGACACCGUGGAGGACGAGGAGCAGAAGUUUAACCUGAUGCUCAUGGAGUGCUCCAUAUGCAACGAGAUCGUCCAUCCUAACUGUCUCAAGGUUAAAGAUUCAAAUGGAUUAGUCAAUGACGAAUUGCCAAAUUGCUGGGAGUGCCCAAAGUGUAACCAUGCAGGGAAAACGGGGAAACAAAAAAGGGGUCCAGGAUUUAAGUACGCGUCCAACCUUCCUGGCUCUCUUCUGAAAGAGCCGCGGUUAAUCCGGGACCCUAAAGAGGAGCCUGAUCCGCCUUUGGUGGCUACAGCAACUGUUACCGCCUUGACUUCCACAUCUGCGCUGAAGAGAAAGCCAGAGCGGGAGGCCAUCUCCAAAAGAAACGACGAGGAGCCUCCAAAGAAACGUCCACCACUUCUCUCUCUGGAUGGACUGCCUCGACCAAGGCUUGAGGACAAUCCUCUGAGAAAAAAAAGGAAACUUUUUGACACCAAUGAUGAACCAGUCAUGUUCAAAAAGAAGAAGAAGCUUUCAAAACCGGAGGAUCCAUUUACUCUGAAGCUGCUGCGGCAAAUCAAGACAGAGGUCGAUCAUGGUGAUGAAGAUGAAGAUCAGGAGGAUCACGAAGAAGACAGUUUGUCUUUGGACGGGAUGCAUUUUAAGGAGAAAAAUGAGUAUGAUGAUGAGGCCCAAGAAGAAGAAGCAGAGGAAGAGGAGACGGUACCAAAAGAGAGAGACAGUAGUGCAGAGGACAAAGCUAAGGUGCUCUUAAAUCCCCUCAGGCCUUCUGCUGCUAGAGAAAGUGACCAUUCGUCCUCCAACUCUCCCAGAGCUGGACCAAGCAGCGAGCCAGGUGACACACAGGAAAGAGGCUCGGCUCAGCUUAAAGCUCGUCAUCAGCGCAGACGUCUUCCCAACAAAGAAACCAGCAAAGACUUUAAACUGGAGGUUCCCAAGCCAGAAGACCCUCUGAGCAACCCAAAACAGAGCUCAGUGAAGACAGAGGAGAGCUCCGCCAACCACAAUCGCAAACCACUGAAAAACGAAGAUUCUCUGAGCAAUCAGAACCGCAAACCACUGAAAACCGAGGACCCGUCGACCCAUCCGAACCGCAGAGCCCUUAAAAUGGAGGAGGGCGUCACGAAUCAGAACAGACAGCCGCUGAAGACGGACGACUGUCUGGCUGACCAAAAUCACAAGCCGGUGAAACCCGAGCCCGAGAGCGACGGGGAGGAGCACAAGCCCAGGUGGCCCCUGAACAACGGCAGCUGCGACCUGGGCGACUGGCUGCGCCACCGGGGGCGGGAGGUCAACGGGACGCCGCGCGGCUACUCGCCGCUCAGCUGGAGCAGGAACCCUCCCAUAACGCCCAUAUGUCCGCGCCCGCUCCCCCGCCGGUCGCCACCCAAAUGCAUCCAAAUGGAGCGGCACGUGAUUCGGCCCCCUCCCAUCAGCCCGCCGCCCGACAGCGUCCCCCUGACCGACGGGGAAGCCCACGUGAUGCGGCGCGAGAUGUGGAUGGCGGUGUUCAGCCACCUCACCCACAGAGACCUCUGCGUCUGCAUGCGGGUCUGCAGGACCUGGAACAGAUGGUGCUGUGACAAAAGGCUUUGGAAGCACAUCAACCUGAACCGCUGUAAGUCCAUCACCCCUCUCAUGCUGAGCGGGAUCAUCCGGAGACAGCCAGUAGCUCUGGAUCUCAGCUGGACCAACAUUUCCAAGAAACAGCUCAGCUGGCUCAUCAACAGACUUCCUGGUCUGCGUGUGCUGCUUCUGUCUGGAUGCUCCUGGGUGGCUGUCUCUGCUCUUUGCACCUCCAGCUGUCCUCUCCUGCGAACGCUGGACGUUCAGUGGGUGGAAGGACUGAAGGACGCCCAAAUGAGAGACCUGCUGUCGCCGCCCACAGACAACAGGCCAGAAAUGAGCUCCCACGUCGGAGGCACAGGAAACCGCUGUCAGCAGUUCACGCUUCACUUUGGAUUUAUCGACAGUCAGUUAGACAACAGGAGUAAGCUGCGUAAUGUGGAGGACCUGCGUCUGGCGGGGCUGGACAUCACAGACACAUCUCUACGGCUCAUCAUUCGCUACAUGCCCGUGUUGUCCAAGCUGGACCUCAGCUACUGCAACCACGUCACUGACCAGUCUGUCAACAUCCUGACGGCUGCAGGGACAACCACUAGAGACUCUCUCACAGACAUCAACCUGUCAGUCUGUAACAGGGUCACCGACCAGUCGCUGACCUAUUUCAAACGCUGCGGAAGCAUUUGUCACAUCGACCUGCGAUACUGCAAACAGGUGACCAAAGAGGCAUGCGACCAGUUCAUCGCAGAAAUGUCGGUCAGCGUGCAGUUUGAACUUAUAGAGGAGAAGCUCCUACAGAAGAUAAGUUAAGACGGGGGAACCGCUGGAGCGUCUGACAUUCACCAAUGAAAAAUGAAAAACUACUGUCCACACGGAGGCAGCAGACGACUGUGAGAGAAACACAGAGAUGGUAAAAGUCCCUGGAAAAGUAAUGCAAGGGAAGGCCGUGCUGCCCUGCCAGAAUGUAUAAAAAAAAACGGAUGUCUUGUGAAGGCAAUAUCACAGAAAUGUUUCGUUGUUGCUCCUGUUUAUAAGUUAUUUAUUCCUAAAACGAUUACGUAUUGUAUCAGUUAUUCCUUUGAUGUUUAUAGACUAUUUUCUUUGUUCCAAUGCAAAGUUUAUUGCAUUAUAGAUCAAUAUUUUUGUAUCAGAAAGUGUUUCAUACAUUAUGUGCAGUAUUAAAUGCACAGCUGUACAGUAUUAUAGUGCUGAAAUCAUAAUCAGUUGGCAUUACUGUUAAGCUCUUUCUCGUCUAGAUGCAAAGCUCUAAUAUCUUUUUUUGCAAACUAUUGGAAGGUAAUUGUGUUUUGUUUUUGUUUUUUUAAUCUUAUUAUAUGUGGUCGAGCUCUGUUUUCUAAAAGACACAGGUACUGUAUACUUUGUUUUCCAUACAAUGAUAUCAUGUCCCUUUGGAUGAGAUAUCUGGUAAGAAUAUUUCAAAAGGUUCUUUGCACUGAUGCGGUAAAUAUGAAUAGAUGAAUGUAUUCCCAUAUAGACUAAAGUGUACAGUGUAUAAAGCAUAUUUUUUCACCACUAAAAUAUUCCGCUAAUUUUGCUUAUUGCUUGUGUUCUGGUUCAAGUCACAUGUGCACAUCCCUCCUUUGUACUAUCGGUGCUUUGUGGAAGGAAGCGUUUCAGUUUUGCAUGCAGCAAAGAAAUGUUUACAUCGCUUAGUGGAUUUGUUAACUGUUCAACAAUGUAACAUUCUGUUUACUCCAGCCCUUUUUACACAUUAUUUAAAAAGACUUGUUGCAGAAAUCGUGCAAGUCUUUAAGACAAAGAGUUUUCUUCCAGACAGACAAAAAUCACCUGUGUCUCUCAGGUAUGACAGAAACACAACUGUGACCCCUUUUUUCAGUUUUAAUUCCAUCUAUUCCAAAGAUUUCCUGCAGUUCAACACUGUGGUGGAAUCACUAUCAGGAGAUGAGGGGUUUGUAUGAAACGCAUCGAAAAAACCUUUUCUAGCAAAAUUCUUAAAAGAUCUUUAGAUGUCAGGCCCUUUCCACAAUACAACAGAAGACUAAAACCACCAUAAAAAAACAGUUUUUCCUUUUUUAACAUGGAGAAGAGGCGGGUUAUUCCAGCAACCAAUGGAUCAAUCAUAUUUGUGAAAAUGAUAAAUCUGUUUGAAUAGACUCCACUGAAAAAGAUGAGUGUUAACACUGGCUGUGUUAAGUUUUGAAAUGUUUUUUGGGUUAAACCUCUUAGGAGAUGUUUUAAUUUUUUAAUAGGUUUUCCAUGUUUUUUUGCUCUUUAUAACUGAAGUUUUAUUAUUUUUUUAUUUUUGAAAAAGUUUUUUUCGGCUAACUUUAGUCCAUUUUCUACAUUUUAGUGGGAUUGCUUACUUAAAAAAUUAAUGUUUUUAUGAAAAGACCUUGUCUCCCAGAAAAAGCUUAGUACUUUACUUCAGAUCUAUCUAUCUGUACAUAUUGUACAUGUAAAGCCUCUAGGAAAAGUCAACCUUUGAGAUAUUAAAUCCAUUUAAAUACCAAGAUGUGUGGGUGUGUGUUUGGAAAUGUUUACCGAUUUGUUUUUAAAGUCAAAUUCUGCAUGUCUGCUGUUUUAUUUUUUUAGUUGCAAAUGAAAUAUAUAGCACCACAUAGAAAAUGAAGAGCAAACUUUUACUUUCUGGUUUGUAAUAUUGCAUUUUAUUGGAUCUAAUAAAUCAUUUUCACCUGUUAAUCAAAAUAAAAAUGUUCAACAUUCAAAAUUUAAAGAUCCAGACCUAUGAGUGCUCAUGUUAUCCUCCCACUCCGAUUAUACCGUAGCUGCCCAUGAAAGACAUCUCUAUCUGUAACAGAUAUGCAUUGCAAAUGUUAGUUCAGAAUCUGAGGCAGACAACAAAAAAACGUGCUAGAAACCAAGACUGUGACACAGUUUAAUGGUGAGACGCUCAAACCCAUCCGGCCCAAACCAGCAGGAAUACAUUCUGAAAAACUGUACAGUUUUAUUUUCAAACCUUAGUAGAACUUUAAAUCAUGUGUCUCCCAAGUAAAUGGAAAAAUAUACAUUUAAUAACUUAUCAGUAAACAACGGUAGAAGCUAUAAAUGAGAUUUUCUGGAAAGAAACUCCACUGCAGUUUUCUUUUUUUUUUAACAUACACCAGGCAUACAGAACACAGAUCUUUUUUUUGUGACUUCUGAGUUUACUGGAUUUCAUGACAUGGACAAAAGUGUUUUGUUUGCAUAACAGUUUAAAGUAAAUAUGCUACUUCUGCCUCUCACUGUGUGACGGACAUGUAGAGGGUAGCCUCAGAAAAAAAACAAUGCUGAUGUUAGACUCAGAAAUGAGGGAGUAGCACCUGUUACCUACCUUAGAUCUGGCAUUAAAUGAAAGCACAAUCAAACAAGUGGUAGACUUUGAAAUAAGAUGGUAUUGCUUGGUGAGAACAAAAUCAAAGAUAAGAUUAACCCAAGGUCCACCUUACUGAAGCUUUCAGCUGCAUUUCACUUGAUGCUUUUCAAAGAUGCACUUCAGGAUGAUACAUUUUAAAAAGUGCUCCCACAACUUUGACCCCAGGGUGUCAGUCUCAGAUCAUGUGAUCCAUUGUGGUACAAAGGUUUAAAAAGAAGCUGAUCAGUGGGCCCUCGGUUAACUUUUUCUGCUCAUCUUACAAUGAUAGGAAUGUAUAUCAACAAAGUUUAAACUAUAAAAUGGAGAAACAAGCACAUCCUUCACACAGUAAGCGUUAAAAAACAUGUUAACGUGUAGACAGUUUAUUUGCUAACGUCAAUUAAAAGAAAACAAGGAAAUGGAAAUUAAGCAUAAACCAUCACACAAAGCUUGCUGGUUACGAGGUGCAUGUGAGAUUUGAACAGAAUAUCCACUGAAGGCAUGAUUUUUGGCCCCCUCCACACCCCUGUCUGUGACGCAAUGAUUCAGUGCAUGUGGUGUUCGGACUGACAAAUAGAUAUAUUUCUAAAAACAUUUUUUCUUCAUCUCUGAUAUUGCACAUCAUAAAGAACACUGAAGGACAGAACACAGUGUCAUGAGGCAUGACCGUGUAAACCAUAUUGACUCUAACCCUGGGAUCUCCUAGAUUUCACCACAAACAACCGGCCGACCCUCCCCGGGUGUCCACAGGACCGCCUCCUCCUGUCUCUCGUGCCCAGAAUCUAAAACGGAGAAUGGAGAGUCGAUUGGGCAGCGGUUUCCGUGGUGCAUCUAACAGACCGAUGACGGGAAGAGUGAUGAUGUCAACCAGGGAGGAGCGUUGGGACUGGAGUUAGUGAGGGGGGGGCGGGGGGGGGGAAG